AAUACGAUAUGUCCCGGGAAAGACUCGCAAUGACGGCCCUGGCCGGCGUAGGCGUCGUGGGCGCCACCAUCUAUGCCACUCGAAGGGGAGGCCCCAAGACCGACGCCCAGGACAGGAGAGACAAGGCGCAAGAAACCCGCGAGCUCGGCCUGGGCAGCGCAGGCGUGGGAGGCAACCGAAUGGCCGGCGGCCCGAGCAAUUCAGCAGCGCCGUCAGGCCCCGAGCGGGAUCCCGCCGACCGGCAGGUCACCUCGUCGGAUGCCAAGGGCAAGCUCCCGUCUGGCGGCGUGGGAGGCGGCGAGGCGGGCAGCAAGUCGGACCACUCCAAGUGGCCGAACCCGGCCAACAUCCUGGGCAGCACGGUGCAGAAGACGGGGCCGAGGACGGCGAGUCGAGAGGAUGCGGAGGGACAUCACGAUACGAGGGGGAUUAGCAAGAUGGGGCCGGAAGUCGAGACGAAGCGAGGGCCUGCCGAUGCUACGCGCCAUUGAUG
Trichoderma citrinoviride is the source of this 493-nucleotide messenger RNA. RefSeq lists its product as hypothetical. The record is from RefSeq and is a predicted model, not a curated record. Bases 9 to 491 code for a protein of 160 amino acids. The transcript has a single exon. Lineage: Eukaryota; Fungi; Ascomycota; Sordariomycetes; Hypocreales; Hypocreaceae.